Kwoniella mangroviensis CBS 8507 is the source of this 1722-nucleotide messenger RNA. RefSeq lists its product as uncharacterized. The record is from RefSeq and is a predicted model, not a curated record. The coding region runs from base 1 to 1722 and encodes 573 amino acids. The transcript has 6 exons. NCBI's taxonomy places the organism in Eukaryota, Fungi, Basidiomycota, Tremellomycetes, Tremellales, Cryptococcaceae.
AUGAAGACUCUCCCACAAUAUAUACUAACGUUGAUCGGACUGACGUCAAUUCUAACUCUCGCAAAAACAUACCAAUCAGCCAUUACAAGAGAAAUAACAGUUAAGAAUUCUUGUAAGACCACAAUCUGGCCAGGCUUAUAUACAGGUAACGACACUACUAUACCGAAUCAGAUUACAGGAUGGCAAUUACAGCCAAAGCAAAGUACGAGUUUUCAAGUGCCCGGUAACUGGACAGCCGGGAGGAUAUGGGCAAGAACAGGAUGUACGAUUGAUGAGAGGGGUUUAUUCGUUUGUCUGACGGGGAGUUGUGGGAAUGGUACGGCUACUGAUGCUGUUUGUCUGACUACGAACGAUCCUCCCGCAACUCUCGCCGAAUUCACGGUUUCAUUUGAUAAAGAAGAUAAUUACGAUAUAAGUCUCGUUGAUGGCUACAACGUCCCUCUCAAUAUAUACCCUUCGGACCAAAAUUGUCUCUCACCAGUGUGUGAAGGGAAUGUCAACAAAUAUUGUCCACCCCUUCUUCGAACAGGUUUAGACAAGAAUGGUGUUAAUCUAGGAUGUAUGGCACCGUGUAAUGCUGGAUUCGGAGAUGAAUUGUACGGUAAUAGAGCUUGUUGUACUGGUGCAUACGGUAAUGAUAGUAUGCUAUGUGAAUCAUGCGGAAUGGACUAUUACGAUAUGUUUAAAGAUAAUUGUGAAUUCUCUUAUGCCUACGCAUACGACGAAAAAUCCGAUACGGCCCUUCAUACUUGCCCCGCAACUUCAUUAGCAGGUUACACCAUCGAGUUUUGUCCCAACGACUCAGAUUUCAUUGGAGAAAUCGAACCUGAUCCAAAGUAUCUCAGCUCUACUGCAAGUUGUUCCAAUAUCGCUACAUCUUGGACCACCACUUUCCCUAUUCGACCUAGUCCCACUCAAGUUUUGACUAGUGGAACGUUGGAUGCGGUCGCUACUGUCGCUACGGGUGUGGAUGGUGCUGCUGCGAUACAAGUCAAUAUUUCUUCAUCAACUGGAACUGCCAGUAGGACUGCUUCAUCGGCUGCUACUAGUAAUGGACAGAUGGUCAGUAUACCCACUGGAACGGGGGGUGUGACACCUGGUCUAUCGGUCGUUCAACAUAUGGUAUCUUCUCCUGGAGACAGUGUGGAUGGUGUGAAUGCCAAUGAGGUUGCUUCCACGACAUCAAGCGGUUCGGGUGUUGGUCCCUCAAGUGCAUCUGGUGAAAGUACUGGAGAAGAAAACAGCGCAUCUGCUCAAUCGACUACCUCUGCAUCUUCCAUGACCUCCUUCAGCAUGACCUCGACAAUGCAAACUGAAGGAUCAUCACCAUCCGAUUCCAUCGCUAGCGAUACGACUUCUUCCCUCGAGUCUUCUUCCACUAUACCUGACAUCAACGCUAUCGAGACCUCUUCCUCGACUGCCAGUCCCCAAUCUACACUGACCAGGAGUCACCUAGUCACAAUCACCACCACCCUUCCCGGCGGAUCCUCCACCUUACUUUCGUAUGCUCCGACCCAAGGUCCAGGUGGUCAUACCUCAGCAUUCACGGUGAUAGACGGUAAUACGCUAUAUCAAGUAAUGAAUGGAGGAGCAGGAGGAGCAGGAAGUAAGACUUGCAGAGCUCCUCAGGCUACUGCGACUGCGACAGGUCCUGUGGGUCAAUGGUUGAGGGCUGUUCCUAAAGGACAUACAGAUCAAAAGAAGGUGAGUUGUUGUUUGUAG